Messenger RNA from Puccinia graminis f. sp. tritici CRL 75-36-700-3, 3888 nucleotides. RefSeq lists its product as uncharacterized. The record is from RefSeq and is a predicted model, not a curated record. NCBI's taxonomy places the organism in Eukaryota, Fungi, Basidiomycota, Pucciniomycetes, Pucciniales, Pucciniaceae. Bases 1 to 3888 code for a protein of 1295 amino acids. Gene Ontology annotation, molecular function: nucleic acid binding; ATP binding. The transcript has 5 exons. Gene Ontology annotation, cellular component: nucleus; chromosome.
AUGUCUGAGCCCACUCUUUCAUCUCCUUCUACUGUAAAAAUCUCCUGCAGCGAACCUGGCUGUGUCCAAUCCUUUGCUGACGACAAGUCACUCAAAAAACAUCAAAGAGAGGUACACCAACACUCAACCCUCUGCACUCCCUACGCCACUUCUUCUGCUCCUUUCCAUGUACAUAGAAAUCAAGAUGGAACUUUUCACUGUCCUACCAAGCAUUGUACUUGGUCUUCCCCAAUUCCCGGAACCUUUCAAAAACAUGUCAAAAAUUGUAAUCCCGAUUCUUUCAACGACAGACCCAAAGUGUUGCCUCUGCCUCCUAGUAGCUUGGCAACCCUCAUCCCAGCAGGAAAUCAGAUCACACUCACCAAGGAGUUUCCAUUCUUGGGAUUCAACACUUACGCCAAGACCCUUGUCUGUCUCGACUGCCACUGCGGAGUGCCAACAAAGGAAGUCGCCGGCCACUUGAGGAGCAGCCCCCACAAGAUCAACAACAUCAUUCCAGAUGCAAUCAUCCAAGCCUUCAAAUCAAUCAAUGUCACUGUUCCUCUUGAGAAUAAACGCACCCCACCAAGGGCAUCCCAGCCCUGGAAGCCAGUAGAGGGCCUUUACCUCAAACUAGGGAUCAUCUGUGCGGUCCCUCAUAGAGGGUCCAUCUGUGGUCAUGCGGUCCAAAAGGAAAGCUCUAUGAGCAACCAUUUCUCUGAUAUUCAUAAAGAUGGUCAGCUACAUUUGGUCUUGAUUCAGUUGCCCAAAGUCCUGCUCCAAUCACUCACAUCUUCAUCAACAGUCCCUGGCGGAUGGGCUUCCAAUUCACAACGGACCUACGUUCAACACUUCAGCAACUCGACCAUACGUUACUUUCCUGUAGAAUAUUCGGCUCCUCACCCAGCAAUCAUACCAGCUCCAUCUGCUGCCCCCUCCGAGAGUCAGUCAAACACAUCCGUUUUGGCUUGGGAACAGCUCUCCUCAGCCCUCAACAAGCUGGAUGUCCUUGGCCAUAAACAGGCCGUAACAAUCUCCUCAGAUGAUGCCCAUCCGGCGCUUGUCUCCAACUUUCUCAAUUCUUCUGGAAUACAUGCACACAUCAAUGCUUGCACCGACUUACUGCAAUGUUCAACCAAGGAGCUUCACACCAAAGUCCACUAUCCCAACCUGCUGGCAACCUGGAAACCCUGCGUGGAGAAGUGGCUCAUUGGCUGCAUGACAGAACUCACCUCGGUUCACGAUGCAGUGACUAUGGAGGCACUCAGAGAGUCUGUCAAUGAUCCUCCUUCAAGAAGACCAAUCCGAGCCCUCCAACAGAGGAGUACCGCUGUUCAAUAUGCAUCCGUUGCAGCCGAAUUCAUUGUCUUCACUCUGGAAACAACCGGCCAGCCACUAGCAACACAUUUCUGGUCAGCCAGCAAUAGACGUUUGUCUGAAUUUGCAGAAAAGGCAUCAGCUAGUCUCAGCUCAAUCCAGAGUGACAAGACAGAUGCUCAAGGCCAAUUCGACAGAGCCUUAAACUUCCUCUUCUGGAACUCCACCUCUUUCUCCGCCUCCAUCCUGAAACGCUCAAAGGUGCAAUCAGCAUUAGAGCAGUUCAUUGCCCUUUCAAUGAUCAAACCAGACGGCUCCUUCUUCUCCCCUUCAAAUCUGACUCAUACGAUCGCUGCCCUUCAAUACGUCAUACGUGUGGCCACUGUCUUUGCUUGCCUGGAAGGAACUGAGGAGAUUUACGCACACCCUCCCUCAGACAUCGAUCCCAAAGAUCAUCAUCUGCUCGAGCAGUCGGCCAUAUCAACAUAUUUUCAGUUCAUUUACGACGAAAAACUCAUCUCUCCGUUCUUCACCAUACGGAAUUGGAUGCGUCUGGCUUCAACUAUCGUGAUGAACGAAAAACCUCCAGACCCAACCUACUGGGCCGAUUCAGAAAUGACAAAGCUGGUCAUUGGCCCAACCCAGAUCACCAUAACAGCUGUGCAGAGAGCCCUGAGGAUUGCAAUAUGCUCGAUCAACUCAGUCAUCCAACACACCCUCCAUGGGGCCUCCUUCCCCGACUUUCUCUAUUCAAAGCUAGACGAUCAAAGUGCAAACACGUCUCUUGGGUUCAACUAUCUGGUGGCCUCAGCCAAUGAACAGAUGUACCACUUUAAACUUCUGAAAGACUGGGUGCUCAAUGGAUCCUCACCACCCAACGUCCUCUCUCCGGCCUGGACGUCUGCCAUGCGGCUCGAGAAUGGUCACUACUCACUCAACUUGGACCAACUUUGUUCAAAAAAACACGCCUGGGACUGGCUAGAGAGUGCAGACCUCAUUCUGGAGCACAUCUACUUCAUCUAUCACGUCGGCUGCGGUCAACCUGCCCGUGGAACUGAGGAGGCUGCAAUGCUUAUCCGGAACAUCGACUCAGCUCCAAGGAAUAUCUAUUGGAGGGAAACAAGAUUUAUGUUCCAGACCUACUACCACAAGGGUCAGAAUAUCUCAAACAGGUCAAAGCCACGACAGGUGUUCCUCACAGCCGACCUCUCAAUGCACUUGCACAAUUAUCUGGCUUAUAUUCGCCCCGUCCAAAUACUAGUGAUCAUCCAGCCCCUCAAAGCCUUGGUAGAUCAAACCGUCAACGACUUCAAGAAGCUCAAAACCGUCACAGUGCAGCACUUUGAGAAAGGAAACUUCAUCGAUCCUCUGGCCCAAGUAAUCAUUGUAACAACAAAUCAGGCUGCCGACUCUCACUUCUGCAACCAGCUACGCUCUUGCUUGCCCACACGCAUCAUCAUUGAUGAGGCACACUCAUUCCUUGAAGACGGAUACCGUGGAUACAUGCCUGGAGUCACAGCGCUCACUCAGCUGUCCACUCAACUCAUCCUCACAACAGCCUCGUUGCCUCAUUCUCAAGAAGACGACCUCCUGCGAAUCACCUUUGGACUGCGUCGCUUGAUCACCAAACGUCAGCCCACUUUCAGACCAGAACUCAACAUUGAGGUCUUGAGAUCCCCUGCAAAAUGGGAACAACUUUCUUCAGUCAUCCAGCCCUUGAUCAACUCUUUCCUGCUCGGCCCCAAAGACCGUGCAAUGAUCUUUAUCGAAAACAAGAAUGCUGUUGAGCUUGUUGGGCCCCAAAUUGAGGCUGUCAUUCACCACUCGGAUCUGCCAGACGAUGUUGCAGCCGCGGCCGUAGAAAAGUGGACAUCCGGUGGGGCUAGAUCUAUUGUGGCCACCAGCGGAUUUGGGACAGGGAUCAAUUAUCUUCACGUCCGUCUGGUCUGCAUUUACGGCAUCCCCAACCGAGCAACAGCAAACAAGGCUUACCAACAACUUGGGCGCGCCGGACGGGAUGGCCACCAGGCUCACAUCUUUUUCAUUCCAACUGUCUCAGACCCCCAUGGCGAUAUCGAUGACUUCAAAAAGAAUCUGAUGAAUCCUGCAGUGUGCCCUGCUAACACCUUUGCUCAACAUCAAGAUAAUCUCAACUGGUCUUGCAGGAACUUUCCCACAUUCCUUUCAUGUGUCUGUUGCUCAAGAUUAUCAGCCAACCCAGCUUUACUUCCAUCCACCUUAUCCUUGUCCCAGCCGUCUUCAAUUCCCGAUUGGUCCCCUGAUCCAUCAGCACCAAGCAAUUCAUACAACUCCUCAAGUACUGUUUCAGCCCAGGCCACACUAGGCGCACAUGUGGGAUCAGGGCUCGCUCAGUCUCGCAAACGCAGACGCUUGGAAGACACAGAUCCACUUGCAGACAAACUUGCCACCUCCAACACUCUGGCGGCCGAGAGUUCCCUCUCAAUCACUUCACUGGCCAGGUCUGCUGAGCAAGCUCGUCUGCAAUCAAUGCCCGACAACAGAGUCAACUCAAACCAGAUCAACCGCGACAACUCUCUCAUCUCCCAUGAGCUCUGGGAUCCUGGCCGCUGA